GGGCGGCGGGAAGAGCGGCCGCCCUCCCGGAGUCCGGAGCUGGUACCCAGGGCUCGACAUUGCCAUCUAGUGGUGUUCACAGCCCUGGGCAGCGUCUCCUUCCUCCCCACAUCUCGGGCGGGCCUGGAUCACAGAGAAACGCCCCCAGAGAGAAUUGCUGUCUGAAUGCCCCCGGGAGACCCCCCAGAAAGAUGGUGGUGUGGAGGGCGGGAGACACCAUGCCUCACCUUUUCUGCCGCUGGCAGCUUCCCCAAGAGGACCCAGAGCGGAACUAAACCACCUGCCACCUCCUUGGAGACAAGAUGUCCCCGAAGGAGACAAGAAAGAGGUCUCUCCUCUUCUGGGAAAGCUAAGUAGGGGGGCCGGCAAGGAGUGGGAGGGGAUCCUUAGUUCUUUGGUUUUGAACAGUGGCGAGUAGAGGCAGGAAAUCAACCUGAGGCGGGUUGAGGUUGAGAAGGUGGCUCCUGGGUUCUAAUCCUGCCCCUGCCCCUACUUACACACUGGAUGACUUUGGGCCAGCUAAUUAACAUUGUCCUCAUCUGUAAAAAGAUACUUACAUCAGUGAGAUGGGGAUACUAUUAGUACCUGCCUUAUCAGGCUUCUGCGAGGAUUAAACCAGAUAAUCUAUAUAAAAAACUCAGAGGGGUUCCUGACUCAUAGUUAACAAUAAACCAAGGCUAUUAUGUUUUUCAUAUUUGGCACCUCCAACCCUGUUCCCAUCUCGCUGGCCUGCGUCCUGGCCUGGGGAGGUGAAAGCAAGGCUCUCCUUGGAGCUGGCGGACCGUUGCCCACCCUGCACCUGCCUGCAUGUGCCUGGGGAGGGCAGCCUCUCCAUGCUGGCGGCCCCAGCUCCGAGGGCGACACCCGGAAUCUCUCCAAGCUGAAAGGAGCUGUCAGAGACCCCAGGGAGGGUGGUGUUCAGUCUUUGCCCUUGACUCGUUUGUGACCUUGGAGAUGGCCACACCCCUCUUUGAGCCUUUCCUCCUGGGAACCAAGGGUUUGGACAGACACUGCCCGCCCACUACCGCUAACCAAAAUGGCGAACUUCACACCAGUCAACGGCAGCUCGGGCAACCAGUCUGUACGCUUGGUCACAUCGACCCAUAACCGCUACGAGACGGUGGAGAUGAUAUUCAUCGCCACGGUGACAGGCUCGUUGAGCCUGGUGACUGUCGUGGGCAACAUCCUGGUGAUGCUGUCUAUCAAGGUCAACAGGCAGCUGCAGACGGUCAACAACUACUUCCUCUUCAGCCUCGCGUGUGCCGAUCUCAUCAUAGGCGCUUUCUCCAUGAACCUCUACACCGUGUACAUCAUCAAGGGCUACUGGCCUCUGGGCGCCGUGGUCUGUGACUUAUGGCUGGCCCUGGACUACGUGGUGAGCAACGCCUCUGUCAUGAACCUUCUCAUCAUCAGCUUUGACCGGUACUUCUGCGUCACCAAGCCCCUCACCUACCCGGCCCGGCGCACCACCAAGAUGGCAGGCCUCAUGAUCGCCGCUGCCUGGGUCCUGUCCUUCGUGCUCUGGGCACCUGCCAUCUUGUUCUGGCAGUUUGUGGUGGGCAAGCGGACCGUGCCAGACAACCAGUGCUUCAUCCAGUUCCUGUCCAACCCAGCAGUGACCUUCGGCACAGCCAUCGCUGCCUUCUACCUGCCCGUGGUCAUCAUGACGGUGCUCUACAUUCACAUCUCCCUGGCCAGUCGCAGCCGGGUUCACAAGCACCGGCCCGAGGGCCCUAAGGAGAAGAAGGCCAAGACUCUGGCCUUCCUCAAGAGCCCCCUGAUGAAGCAAAGCCUCAAGAAACCCCCACCGGGGGAAGCCGCUCAAGAGGAGCUGCGCAACGGCAAGCUAGAGGAGGCGCCCCCACCGGUUCUGCCGCCGCCGCCGCGCCCGAUGGCCGACAAGGACACUUCCAAUGAGUCCAGCUCCGGCAGUGCCACGCAGAACACCAAGGAACGACCACUCACAGAGCUGUCCACCACAGAGGCCACCGCGCCUGCCAUGCCCGCCCCUCCCCUACAGCCGCGGGCCCUCAACCCGGCCUCCAAAUGGUCCAAGAUCCAGAUUGUGACAAAGCAGACGGGCAACGAAUGCGUGACAGCCAUCGAGAUCGUUCCCGCCACACCAGCUGGCAUGCGUCCGGCGGCCAACGUGGCCCGCAAGUUCGCCAGCAUUGCCCGCAACCAGGUGCGCAAGAAGCGGCAGAUGGCGGCCCGGGAGCGCAAGGUGACACGGACCAUCUUUGCCAUCCUGCUGGCCUUCAUUCUCACCUGGACGCCCUACAACGUCAUGGUCCUGGUGAACACCUUCUGCCAGAGCUGCAUUCCCGACACGGUGUGGUCCAUCGGCUACUGGCUCUGCUACGUCAACAGCACCAUCAACCCUGCCUGCUAUGCCCUCUGCAAUGCCACCUUUAAAAAGACCUUCAGGCACCUGCUGCUGUGCCAGUAUCGGAACAUCGGCACUGCCAGGUAGGCAGGCAAGGGUGCCCCAGAAGGUGCUGGUGGUCACGUGUGUGUGCUGAGCCAUGUGGUCUCUCCCGUGGCUGUCAGGGAGAGAUUUGGAAGCAUCUCUCCGUGUUCACGUUCGCUGAAGAGAACUGAGGUCCCCAAGACCCCGUGAGGCUCAGGAAGAAUCUCUGGCAGGAUUCAGAGAGACCAGAUCUCUGCUCAGGCUGAGGAGGGUCAGCCCCAGAAGCGUCUGAACCAAGACUGCCUGGCCCACCUCUGUUGCCCUGCCUCAGGGAGCUGGGAGGCACUGGCCUCCUGGGGCACCUGCCCCACUGUGACCAACCAGCAUGGCUGAAAUAAUGACAUCUGGAGGGAAGUAAAAGCCCAGGAUCCCCCUUGGGAGGAGCAAAGGAGCCACUGCUUUGGAAAGGAGGCUUCGGAAAGGAGUGGAAGGCUAGGGUCCCCCAUUGUGCCGUAGUUGGUGCUUUCUCCCUGCUGCACCCCGCAUGUAGGCUCAGCCCCUCCUCCCGGGUCCCGUUCCAGGGGCAGAGCUCUCCCCUUGCUGCAGCUGUUCAGCCAGGCUCUGGGUGGGUGGGCUCUCAGGGCCCCUUGCCACAUGCCCCUCGCAGCCCUGCACGUUCAGGAUGGGGUAGCUGGGAGGUCAAGGGUGCACACUCAGGAACUGAGGUCUGGCUUCCUGAGGUCCCAGAGAGGCCCAACGGAUUCUGAAGAGUUCUCCCAGCAGGCUUCUGCAGUGAGGGAGGCCUGGGUCACAGGCGAGAAUGGGGGCGGACUUGACUGUCACAGGCUUCAGUGACAGCGAGGGCCGGGCCGUACCAAAAGGCCUUUGGUUGAGUGUGGCUGACAUGGGGAGUGUCAGUUCUAGGGAAUCUCCCAGGUUCCCUCCCAGUCCUGGUGUGGCCCCUGGAAAGACCAGACUGAAAGGCUCAGGUGACUUGAUGGGGGUCCCCUUUCAGGAGUCCGUAGGGGCCCUGGGAGAAAUUUUCAUAACCGUUCUGCUUUUCCCAUGAGCUCUGGGGAGCAUUCACCGCCAAGCCCCCCGGCCCCUAAAAGCCACAGUUCCCACAGCCUUCCCUUUCCUUCACCAGUUCCUGCCCCAACAAAUUACCACAGCAAACUCCCUGGGAAGGGGCUUUUAUAUAUUAAAAGAAAAGCUUUUAUUGGGGGGAAAAAAACACAACGGUUUAUUUGUUUCUUAGUAAUGGCAUCUUUGUGGGGAAGGACAAAAGGGGGUACUGGGAAUCACAUCCCUCUGGGGCAGGAGGCUCAAGUGGUCCACAGUCCCUUGUUCCUCCCCAUUUGGGACACUUGGGGGUGGAGAAGUGAAAGGGAAGAAGCAGGGUAUGAUUGAUAAAGCUAAUGAGUAGACAAAA
Leopardus geoffroyi (Geoffroy's cat) is the source of this 3842-nucleotide messenger RNA. RefSeq names its product cholinergic receptor muscarinic 4 (gene CHRM4). Gene Ontology annotation, molecular function: G protein-coupled acetylcholine receptor activity; G protein-coupled serotonin receptor activity. Bases 1037 to 2473 code for a protein of 478 amino acids. The record is from RefSeq and is a predicted model, not a curated record. Gene Ontology annotation, biological process: regulation of locomotion; G protein-coupled receptor signaling pathway, coupled to cyclic nucleotide second messenger; adenylate cyclase-inhibiting G protein-coupled acetylcholine receptor signaling pathway. Gene Ontology annotation, cellular component: synapse; plasma membrane; dendrite. The transcript has 2 exons. NCBI's taxonomy places the organism in Eukaryota, Metazoa, Chordata, Mammalia, Carnivora, Felidae.